Chinchilla lanigera (long-tailed chinchilla) is the source of this 2081-nucleotide messenger RNA. RefSeq names its product carboxypeptidase E (gene Cpe). Gene Ontology annotation, biological process: proteolysis. The record is from RefSeq and is a predicted model, not a curated record. Lineage: Eukaryota; Metazoa; Chordata; Mammalia; Rodentia; Chinchillidae. Gene Ontology annotation, molecular function: metallocarboxypeptidase activity; zinc ion binding.
GGCGCAGGAGCCCGGGGAGCCCGCGGCGGGCGUGCGGAGGCGCCGGCGGCUGCAGCAGGAGGACGGCAUCUCCUUCGAGUACCACCGCUACCCCGAGCUGCGCGAGGCGCUGGUGUCCGUGUGGCUGCAGUGCACCGCCGUCAGCCGCAUCUACACGGUGGGGCGCAGCUUCGAGGGCCGCGAGCUGCUGGUCAUCGAGCUGUCCGACAACCCCGGCGUCCACGAGCCCGGUGAGCCUGAGUUUAAGUAUGUUGGGAAUAUGCACGGUAAUGAGGCAGUUGGACGAGAACUGCUCAUUUUCUUGGCCCAGUACCUGUGCAAUGAGUACCAGAAGGGAAACGAGACAAUUGUCAACCUGAUCCACGGCACUCGAAUUCACAUCAUGCCCUCCCUGAACCCCGAUGGCUUCGAGAAGGCCGCAUCUCAGCCUGGUGAGCUCAAGGACUGGUUCGUGGGUCGAAGCAACGCCCAGGGGAUAGAUCUGAACCGCAACUUCCCAGACCUGGAUAGGAUCGUUUAUGUGAACGAGAAAGAAGGUGGUCCGAACAACCACCUGCUGAAAAACCUGAAGAAAAUUGUGGAUCAGAACGCGAAGCUUGCUCCUGAGACGAAGGCUGUCAUUCACUGGAUUAUGGAUAUCCCUUUUGUACUUUCUGCCAACCUCCAUGGAGGGGACCUGGUGGCCAAUUACCCGUAUGAUGAGACGCGGAGUGGUAGUGCUCAUGAAUACAGCUCCUGCCCAGAUGACGCCAUUUUCCAAAGCUUGGCUCGGUCAUACUCUUCCUACAACCCGGCCAUGUCGGAUCCCAAUCGGCCACCUUGUCGCAAGAAUGACGACGACAGUAGCUUUGUAGAUGGGACAACCAAUGGUGGGGCUUGGUACAGUGUACCUGGUGGAAUGCAAGACUUCAACUACCUGAGCAGCAACUGUUUCGAGAUCACGGUGGAGCUUAGCUGUGAAAAGUUCCCACCGGAAGAGACCCUGAAGAGCUACUGGGAGGAUAACAAAAACUCCCUCAUUAACUACCUUGAGCAGAUACACCGCGGAGUGAAAGGAUUCGUCCGAGACCUGCAAGGUAACCCAAUUGCCAAUGCGACCGUCUCCGUGGAAGGAAUAGACCACGAUGUCAUAUCUGCAAAGGAUGGUGACUACUGGAGACUCCUUGUGCCCGGAAACUAUAAACUCACAGCCUCCGCUCCAGGCUAUCUGGCAAUAACAAAGAAAGUGGCGGUGCCCUAUAGCCCAGCUGUUGGGGUCGAUUUUGAACUGGAGUCAUUUUCUGAAAGGAAAGAAGAGGAGAAAGAAGAGUUAAUGGAAUGGUGGAAAAUGAUGUCUGAAACUUUAAAUUUCUAAAAGGCUUCCAAUUAGCUGCUUUUAAUCUAUCUAUAUGAUGUAGUACAGUGUAAUGUGGCCACUUUAUUUUAGAUUUUGUGCAGUUACUAUUCACAUUGAUUUAUAUUUAAUCAUUUAAGUAUUAAUCAAUAUUACUUAAAUAGACUCUUAGGUAAAAAUAUAAGAACUCAACCCAUUUCAUUCUUAUAUAGCAUUCAUUUGCCUACAUAUAUUAGACAAAGGACUGCAGAAAAGGUCUAAGUAAUCUUGCCAACUUAGGCUCAAGAUCCAGUAUUCCAGGUGUUGUUUGUAAUACAAAACCUUUUGGCUAAUUCUAGCUUCUAAAAAUUAGUGAAGUUCUUGUAAUGUAAUUGGUGACAGUGUCACAUAAUGAAUGCCAUUGAAAAAAAAGACAACAGCUGUACCUUGGCCCUGUGAGCUCUCUAUUGCGAGAAUUAAAUAGUUCAAUAUAAGUUGUCAUCUGUCUCUUGUGUUGAUUAGCUAUAUAAGCAUGAUCCUGAUAAUGCAUUUUUGAUGGGAAGAAAACGUACAUGUCUACCAAGAGGUUUUACGAAUGGAAUGGAGACUGACUUGCUUAUAAUUAUGGGGCAAUAGUGUUAUGUUAGUUAAUCAGUCUGUUAACACUACUUCAGAGUUCAGGGUUUUCUCUUGGUUGUAGAUUGGCCCAGAAUUGCAUUCUGAAUUAAUAAAGAUUAAAAAAUACUGAAGGAAUAAAGAUUAAAAAAUA